Messenger RNA from Hippocampus comes (tiger tail seahorse), 5785 nucleotides. RefSeq names its product fibrosin-like 1 (gene fbrsl1). The transcript is spliced from 20 exons. Lineage: Eukaryota; Metazoa; Chordata; Actinopteri; Syngnathiformes; Syngnathidae. The coding region runs from base 807 to 4679 and encodes 1290 amino acids. The record is from RefSeq and is a predicted model, not a curated record.
CGAAGAGAGAGCACCGUGAGCCACCGAGCAAGCAAGAGACGGACCGGAGUGGAUUUGAGGGGGAAGCCAACAUUAUCCGAGCUGGAAUGGACCGCUUCUCUGCCGUAUGGAGUUUGAUUUCAAAUUGGACCGCUGUCUGACUCGGACGCUUCGGUUCGUUGAGGAUAUAUUGCGCACAAGUAGCACGCAACACUUCAAGCACAGCGAGGAAUCAUUUCUCAAAACUCAACACGCGGGAUUAUUGAAGGAACACAUCACUCCUCGGUUGACCACCAGCGGUUCGGUCUGGAUUGGAUAGUAUGUCGAGCUCUUUUUGACAUUGGAUCAUGGAUCGGGGAGGUGGGGAAACAACAACGGCCGACGACAUGAUUUCCCUGCACUGUUUGCGCCCCGCAGCGAGGUUCGGCGUUGGCGCUCUGUCAGUGUUCCGAUGCAACAAAAGUUACAAAGCGAGUCUAAUGCGUGGAUUUUGAACUGGAUCUGCCAUUUUGCACCUGCAUUAGCAGAUCGCGCAUCGACACGGUGCAGAUUCGUGACCAAAAAACGUGUGGCUUUUGCCCUCACCUCUCCAGCCUGUGUUGAUAUUUGCACGUUUGCUUGUCGUAAUGGAGAUUGGCGAGGUUUUUUACUCAAGGUCAUUGAGUGUUUAAGGCUUGAUUUACACAAGGUAAUUUGCAGUCGUUGCAGCACAGCCUAGGAUUGCUCACUGUGUUUGUUGGUGAUUCCACGGCGCAGACAGAAUCUCCCGUAGAGUUCUGUUUGCUUUGGUUUUGACACUCCAAGCACCCCCCCUCCCUCCUCCUAAUAUGGAUGGUAAAUUGAAGAAGGGUCGGAGAUGCCGGCCCAAGCGGGAAGGGGUGCGAAGGCUGCGUGAUACGGGCAGCAAGGACCCGCGUAGCCCCGACCCCAACUCCGCGUACUCCGAUAGGGAGGGACACAGUCCGAGGAGGGACGCUAAAAGGGCGCCGCACCCCGCUGUGGCCGUCCGAGCCCCCCACACCCCUCGGCGGAAGAGACGGGAGUCCAGCUCUCAGGAAGAGGAUAUAAUUGAUGGAUUUGCUAUCGCCAGUUUCAUCAGUCUGGACUGUCUGGAGAAGAAAACGGGGCUUCUGAAAACACAGGAGAAGGAGCGGUGGAAGGAAAAAAGGGUCGUGAAACGGCCAAAAACGGAAGCCGAGGAGGUGGAAGAGGAAGAGGAGAAUGUUCAGCCUAUUGUCGAUCCACUGGAGAAUGGAUUCUUUCAUCAUGCACAGCGAGAGCAAGAGAGGAUGAACGAGAGGCUGCUCAAAAAAACAUACUCCAAGAAGAACAAAAUGAUCAAACCAUUAAUGUUCUCUCCAGUCAAAUUUUGUAAGGAUGAGACGAUGCCAGACUUCAGCAUACCUCACAGGAGCAACACCAAGGAGCAGUUGAAUGAGAGUUCCACUCACUCGCUGUCAGGCCGCGACUACUCAGUGACGCCAGCAGCAGUGACCCUCCUCAAGUGUGACAGUGAGACUGACAUUGACAACAAGGUGUCUGACGUAGGAUCACAGAAGCUCCUUUCUCCCACCACACCCAAAGGUGUGUCAGCGAAUGAGAGUCUUGAGUCAAAAAGUUGUUGCUCAACCAAAGUGUCCGGUCUUCAGCGCAACCGGGAACAGAACAACAUUGAGGUGCCAUUUGCACCCCCGCUGCCCAGCCCUACUCCGGCCUCAGCGCCAACGGGCUCGCCGGCCCCUGCUGCAGCCGCCGCACCCCCAGAACCUCCUCAAUCUCGCCUCCUGAGCCCAUCUCCUCUCAGUGUCAAGCGGGAGCCACAAGGCCCACCCCCUGUCCCUUCCCCAUCCCUGCUGAGGGCACCGCCCCAUUUCUACCCUCCUCACCCACACUCACAGCAGGAUUCCUGCAUCCCUGUGGGGGUGCCACAGCCCCACCCCCGGCCAAUCAUAAGACAUCAAGUACACCACCCGCUGCAGUACAACCUCCACGACAUCAGCCACCAGAGCAGUCCUGUUCUGCCCAAACAUCACCUCACUCCAUCUCAACACCACCCACUCAGUGGGCUGCCUUCCUCAGCCCCCACCUUGCCUUUGUCCAUAGCCAACCUCUCUACCUCGCAAUAUUCCUCCCUACGGAGCCCGGCACAUCGCCAUUCGGCCAUGUUCGCAACCCCAGCAACACUGCCUCCACCACCAACCUUACCUACCAACAGUUUAGUGGUGCCUGGUCACCCUGCGGGUACCCCCUACCCAGAGCAUGAUCUACUGCGGCAGGAGCUGAACAACCGAUUCCUGGUUCAGAGUUCAGAGCGGGGCCGGGGGCCAUCUGCCUCGCCGCUGGCCCCCGUGUCGCUCCUGAGGGCCGAGUUUCACCAACAUCAGCACAUGCACCAGCACCAACACACCCACCAGCACACCUUCACGCCCUUCCCCGCCAGUCUGCCCCCGGCCGCCAUCCUCACCCCGCCCACCGCACCUCCCAUGGUGCGUAACCAAGCCAGAAAUUUUGACAAAUAUACCCCCAAACUGGACAAUCCGUUCAUCAGACAUCAUUCUAAUUUCUUCCCCUCCUACCCUCCUACCAUGCCGGGUAUGCCCCCACUGCUCCCACACUCAGGACCCUUCAGCUCACUGCAAGGAGCCUUCCAACCCAAGGCAUCCAAUCCCAUCGAUGUAGCAGCACGUCCUGGAGCAGUACCUCACACACUCCUUCAGAAAGAUCCACGGAUUACGGACCCAUUCAGGACAAAUGUUCGAAAACCUGGCAAGUGGUGUGCAGUGCAUGUCCAGAUCGCGUGGCAGAUCUACCACCACCAGCAGAAAAUGAAGCAAAUGCAGCUGGACCCCCACAAACUAGACAUGAAUGGGAAGCUGGAUCUGUUCAGCCGACCCCCAGUCCCAGGUGUCUUCCCGGGGUUCCCAUAUCCUCAUGACCUGGCACGACCCCUCUUCUCCUCUUCAGGCUCAGGCCACCCUGCUCCCUCUCCAUAUGGUCCUGCUGCCCACCCCAGUGGUUUCCUGCCUCCAAGCCAUUUGGCAGGUAAGUAUCCUUUCAGUCGCUCCAGUUCCUUUGGCGGCCUCGGCAACCUUUCAAGCAGUGCCUUCGGAGGAUUAGGCAACCCCUCGCUUGGGUCCAACAGUAUGUUUGGCCCCAAAGAGGGACCCGGAGGAAUGCCCCCGUUUAGCAGCCCACAACAUGACACCUGGAACAGGCUGCGACGCACACCGCCAUCUUUCCCCACGCCGCCACAGUGGCCUAAAACUGCAGACGCUGAGAGGAGCAGCUCCGCCAACAGCCAUGAGCGAGAACGAGAGAGGGAGCGCGAACGGGAGAGGGAAAAAGAAAGAGAUAAAAGAGAUUCAUCGAGUGGAAAAGAGGAGAAAGACAGAGACCGAGAUUCGGUGGAACGUAACCGCCACUCCAACCGGUCAUCUCCAGCCUCUGCACCAGUCAGCUAUCAGAUCAGCAACUUGAUCCGUUCCACCAGCCAGAGCAGUGAUCCGGUACGGCAUCACAGCGGCAGCAUGGAUCGGGUGCGGGAGGCAGAGAAAGACCUACUGGAGCGUCACAGGGAGUCCUCCACCCUAGUCGACGUUAAGAUAAAGGAGAGUCGCUCGCCUGGCAAGGAGAUGCUGGAGAGGAGAUCUUCAGAGGAUUCUAUUAAACCACCUCAGCGUUCUCCCUCUCCAUACUCCAAAGCAGUAAUCAAUGAGCAGAGCAUGAAGAUGGCAGGUGGGCCCCCGCCUGCACUCAAAGACACUGAGAGGAAAGAGCUUUCAACCGGGGAACAAUUCCCAAAGGUAAAAAAUGAUGACAUGAAGAUCAAGGAGGAGAGGAAGGAGGAGCAGGAAGUUAUGGUGGUGAGUUCCGAGCCAGCUAACCAGCCGCCUGGACAAGUGCAGUCGGCCCCCAUGACCCAGCCUGGAAAUCCACACCACCACCACCCUCCUUUGUCUCAGCAUCCUCAUCUUCCCUCCCCGCGGGGCAGUGACAUUCCAGCAGCGGGUUUGCAUGGUGUCCCCAUGGCACACUCACUCCCCCUUUCCAUGAGUGCCAUGCCCCAAAUGGGCAGCCUCAAUGUUCUGGACCGGGCUCGCAUGGCUCCCUUCAUGGGAGUCAGCCCGCUGGCAGGAAGAGAGCGUCUCCCCCACCCGGCAUUCCCUUGGGACCCUCUGAGAGAGGCCUACCGCAGCCUGGAUCUGCAGAGGCGCAUGGACUUCCAGCUCAGGGCCGAUCAAGGACAUCGCUUCAACAGUGUGUACGAACAAGAGCGAGCCUACCGUGAGCGGGAGGCGCAUGACUACUCUCACCACGAGCACCUUAUGGAAGUGCGCAGGGAGCACGAGAGGAUGAGGCAGCAGGCGGAGGAGCGAGAGCGCCUCCACCUACGGGAAGAGCUGGACCGAGCACGGCUCCAUCAGCUGCACCAAUCCCCCAUGGAAGGCCACCUACCGCACAUGCCUCCAUUUAUGCCCCACCUUGGUGGAAUGCCCUACCCCAGACUCAGCCCUUCCACCGGGCACAACGGCCUUCUGAACAGAACGCCCCCUACUGCUGCUCUCAGUGCGCCUCCGCCACUUGUGCCAGCCGGCAGUGGCAGGCCGGCCUCCCCGAGGAGGACUACACCCCUCACAACCACCCAGGACCCUCGGGACUAUUCCCCAUCUCGCAACCCCAAAGAGGUAGAGGCGCGGUAGCUUCUUCAAAAAGUGCACUCCCAAGCUCUACUCCCCCAAUUGAAUAUUGUCCCUUGAACAAAAUGCACUCCUCUUCCCUAGAGAAGAGCAGACUUCUCCAAGGGAAAAGGUAUGAUUGUACAGUAUCUGAUUGAGCACAUGUCAUGAAUAUUUUUGGGUGGACUGAAGGUUUAGACAAUGUCAAGAGAACACAAAUAUGUGUCUGUUUAUAUCCACCUUAAAUAUUUGAUAAUUAUUAAUAUAUUAAUCAAAUGACUUUUUUCAUCUUUAAGUGAAAAAAGAGGCUCUGAAAUGGUUUGUAUAUUUGCUAUCCUUGUUCCAUGUAUAGAUAUCAUUUCUACGAAUUUGAUGUAAUGUGUGCAGUUGUCACACUUUUUACAAUAUUUAUCCCAACUGAUUGUGUGGCAUACCCAUUCUGACUGUAAAGACUGGAUUUGGAUUACCUUUGGGUAAUUUCACCUCACGGUACCAGGAUAUCCUCAAAGUGGCAAUGUACAGUGUUAUAUUACCGAUUUGUUUUGCCUCUGACAUAUGCAGAAAAUAUAUAUAAUGAGGUCUUUGUUCAGUCUCUGUAUAGAAAGCUGAUGUAAAUAACCUGUCGAUAUCCCUUUGGGUGUACAUUUACUAGGCUUUUUUUAACCAUUUGUUAAAAAAAAAAAAACAACAACAAAAAAACACAUAUACACACACACACACAAUUAAGUCCAAUUUGUGGAACUCAUCCUGAUUGAAUAUCAAGGCAACAGACAAGCCUUGCCAAUGCAUGCAAAGUGAUGGUAGGUGCUGGAAGGGAGCCUAGAAGGAUCAUCUGCUAUCUAUGCAAAGCAGCAUGGCACCCUAGCUAGAUUUCCUAGGGGAAGCAGACUGGUGACACUGAGAGGCUUGGGUAAACUCAUGUUGAUAUUUCCCGAUGAAAUAAUCAUGGUAAUACUAAAAGACUUCCAUGUCAUAAACUGGACCAGACCCAGACAGAAAAGAAGGACACUUUAAAGUGGGCAGCAAAAGGACAUUCCCUGUCAAACUUGUGGUUCUGUGCAGUUGUUUUUCUUAGAUUCUUGUAUACAAAUGAAGUAGAAUUUUAGGCGUGAUAAGUAAAAAAAAAAAAA